Pocillopora damicornis (cauliflower coral) is the source of this 1131-nucleotide messenger RNA. RefSeq names its product sialate:O-sulfotransferase 2. Lineage: Eukaryota; Metazoa; Cnidaria; Anthozoa; Scleractinia; Pocilloporidae. The record is from RefSeq and is a predicted model, not a curated record.
AAUUUCACGGGUCUUUGUAUAUACUUGGCCUUUCGCCAUGAGUGAGGGAAGUUAUUCAAAAUUAACAUUUAAGUUGUAUUAAGACAUGCGCCUACCUCAGAACUAACAUCAAAAAAAUAUUCGAUCCUUUUUGAGAGCAGAAUCUGGCUUUAAAAUUUAUUGCUCAUAAUAACACCCAAGCACAUCCAGGGAAAGCAUAUUGAAUAGAUGUUAAUUGUUAGCGAUUUGAUUCAAGCUCGGGAACGCAGCAAAUGGGCAAGAAAAAUGAAUUCACAUUUAAAAAGUUUUGGAAAAGAAAAAGUCAAAAUCUUAAAUUUAUUGGCGCACUUCUGGUUCUUGUUCACACUGAACUGAGUCUUUUCUACAAGAAAAGUAGUGCAACGCCACAUAGGGGAAACCUUCUAUUCACUGUAUUUAAACUGCUAUUUAAAGGCCUGAGGUAUCUCGCCAUAGCUGUUCCAAGUUCCGGAGUAAUUUGUUCCCUGCUAGUGUUCCGAGUGAAGUGUUCUUGCAUAUCGAUUUUAAAUUGUUUUCACGGGAUUUUCUUCCUUUCAGAUCACCUAGUAUGAAGCUGACUUUAACAAGUCCCUAUCUGAUUUUAUUACCAUUGAUUUGUGUACAUGGAUUUAUCAUGGAAGAUUCAGACCAAGAUGUUCCUGUGGGAGGGCUGAAACCUGGCUGUGAAGUGAAAUUUGAGAAAGUUGGAUGCUUUAAAGACAAAGUUGACAUACGGGCUCUUCCUGAAUUAAUCUUCCACCAAAGAUACAGUAUCAGUUGGGAUCUUGGUAAAUGGGGAGAUUAUUUAAAACAGCUGGCUUGCAAAUGUGCCAAAGGAACGGAAGACAGAGGUUACAGUCAUUUCGGUCUUCAGUUCUAUGCUGAAUGCUGGACGGGUCUCAAGGCUGCUGCAAGGUUUGAUAUCUACGGCAAGUCAAAGGACUGUAAGGAUGGUCGCUUCUUAAAAUGUAAUGACGGAGAUAAAGGAGAGUGCGUCGGUGGAGGUCACGCCAACUACAUUUACCGUAUUAUACCUACAGAAGGCGGAAGUGGAGUAGAACCCAUACUUGAUUGAAAGUCUAUGCGCACUUAAACACCGAAAAAGUUAAUAAUAAAUGAGUAUUUCAGAAUACG